AAAGCAAAGCAUAACAAAGGACGAAGAGCCCAAAGGAAAAUGAGAAAGCAAUUAGUGUUUAUCUUUGUUUUCCUGGUAAUCUUCUUCCUUUGUCAUGAGACUUUAGCUCAAAUAGCUCCCGCGCCGCCGUUAAAGGUGGACAACAUCACAUCGAUUCUCGAAAAAGGCGGCCAAUUCGCCACUUUCAUUAAGCUGUUGAAAUCCACACAGGUGGCCGAUCAACUAAAUAACGAGCUGAGCACCCCCAACCCGAACGACGGGCUAACGAUAUUUGCCCCGGGUGACACCGCAUUCAGUGGGCUCAAAUCCGGGACGUUGAACUCGCUGUCCGAUCAAGAGAAACUCAGCCUGGUUCAGUUCCAUAUUCUCCCCACGUUGAUGUCGACGUCGCAGUUCCAAACGGCGAGCAACCCUUUACGUACGCAGGCGGGUGACGUUAAGAGCGGGAAGUUCCCGCUCAACGUGACCGCGGCGGGGAACCAGGUGAAUAUAACGACCGGCGUGGUGAACGCGACGGUGGCGAACACUGUGUACUCCGAUCGACGGAUCGCGGUUUAUCAAGUGGACCAGGUCCUUCUCCCGUUGCAGAUUUUCGGGACGACGCCGGUACCGGCGCCUGCACCGGAUGUGCCCGACAAAGAUGUUUCGGUUCCGAGUCCGAAAGCUUCUAAGGGUGCUGACACUGAUUCUUCUGGUGCAAUGAGCUUGAAAUCGCAUCACCCGGCAAUGGUUUCUCUUGGAUUUGCAGUUUUUGGGACAAUUUUUUGGGGGCUUUGAGGUUUGUUUUGGUAUUUGCAUGCUUUGUAAUUU
Hibiscus syriacus is the source of this 810-nucleotide messenger RNA. Its product is annotated as fasciclin-like arabinogalactan protein 11. Bases 40 to 777 code for a protein of 245 amino acids. The record is from RefSeq and is a predicted model, not a curated record. NCBI's taxonomy places the organism in Eukaryota, Viridiplantae, Streptophyta, Magnoliopsida, Malvales, Malvaceae. The transcript has a single exon.